Molecule: messenger RNA, 681 nt
Organism: Oncorhynchus tshawytscha (Chinook salmon)
Lineage: Eukaryota; Metazoa; Chordata; Actinopteri; Salmoniformes; Salmonidae
Exons: 2
Coding region: 1-636 (211 amino acids)
Source: RefSeq, a predicted model, not a curated record
AUGAGUACCAGUGGGAACAGGUAUGCAACAGCGUCCAAAUGGUUUGCUUCAGACAUCUUCAUCAUCUUUGUGGUGGUUCUGUUACUCGUCCUCCUGGUGCUGGGAGCAGUGUGCUGCUGGUUCGUCAGACGCAAUAGAACCCAGAGGGCUACAGCAAUGAAAUUGACUGAAAUAGAGAUCAUCUCAGCAGGUGAUGGACUAGAGAGAGAAACCCAGGCCAAAUUCACCCUGAAGAUCAGGACUGAUCAGAGUCAUGCCACUCAGCUGGUGGAGAUGCUUGUGGGGCGUGUCCGUCGCUUGGAGGGUGCUGGCCCAAAUACCCCACUGCCACCCCUUACUUCAGUCACAUUACCCACUGUGGUGUCACCCACUGAUAGGAUGGCAUCCCCUGCACCUGCACCACUUCCUGUACCCACUGAGAAUAACCAAAGUGUGUCCCAGCCCACACUCCGGACAACUGUGCCCAUGCCUAAGACAACAAGUCCCCUUCCAUACUACCUUGAUGCUCCCAACAGACCACUGCCCUCUGAGUUUUGUGUCGCAGAUGAGGGGGGGAAGGAUGAAAAUGAAGAUGAAUCUGAAUCUGAAUAUGAGGAUGAGGAUGAUGCUUCUGAGUACUCCAGCAUCACCGAUUAACCUGAUUCAUCUUGAGAGGGCAGUCUCAGACCCAAAUAAAACUAA